This is a messenger RNA of Cutaneotrichosporon cavernicola, 591 nucleotides long. RefSeq lists its product as uncharacterized. NCBI's taxonomy places the organism in Eukaryota, Fungi, Basidiomycota, Tremellomycetes, Trichosporonales, Trichosporonaceae. The record is from RefSeq and is a predicted model, not a curated record. The transcript has 2 exons. The coding region runs from base 1 to 591 and encodes 196 amino acids.
AUGACCAGGCCACUCGUCUCAGCAGCCACUCCCCUCCUCCGCCGGGGAGUGACGCACCACGCCCGUCCUCCUCGCAUGCCGGCACUCCGCUCGCCUCACGUGCCCUCACAGCCGCGCCAGUCCGCGGGCACCUCGACGCCCAACCCGGCCGCCGAGGUCCCCACCACCUCGAGCAGCAAGCUUGGCGGCUCAGGUCUCUCGUUCCACCACUCGCCUCCCCCGACUGCGCCAAGCUACACCACUGGUCGCAAGCCCGACCUCCUCCGCUGGAUUAGUGGCGAGGGCGUCCAGCUCACGGGUGAGGAGGCCGCGCCCCUCCGUCGCGCGCCGCGCGCACAUGCGCCCGUCGAGUGGUCGAGCGAGGUCGUGGCCCAGAUGAAGGAGAUGCGCGCUGAGGGCAAGUCGCGCGGGCAGAUUGCUGAGGCUCUGUCCAUCCCCCCCGAGCAUCAGCACGUGAUUCCCCGCGUCGCUCCUGCAUCCAAGGCGCAGCUCGCCGACAAGGCCGAGGCGCUCGAGAGGCAACAGGACAAGUGGUCGCCCGCGCGCAAGCUCAGCAGUGCGGUCCGCGAGCGCCGCAAGCUCUUCUGGUAG